Diachasma alloeum is the source of this 585-nucleotide messenger RNA. Its product is annotated as dynein light chain 1, axonemal. Gene Ontology annotation, cellular component: cytoplasm. The coding region runs from base 1 to 561 and encodes 186 amino acids. Gene Ontology annotation, molecular function: protein kinase binding. The record is from RefSeq and is a predicted model, not a curated record. The transcript has 4 exons. NCBI's taxonomy places the organism in Eukaryota, Metazoa, Arthropoda, Insecta, Hymenoptera, Braconidae.
AUGAGUGUUGGAGCUCCCACUACUUGUAAAGAAGCUAUCAAAAAAUGGGAAGAACAGACGGGGAAAUCUUGUGGCGAAGCAAAAGAAGUCACUCUAUCAUUUCAAUGGCCUCCAAUCGAAAGGAUGGACAAUAGUUUGUCAAUCCUAAUUAACGUCGAGAAAUUGUCCCUGUCAACUAAUAUGAUUGAGAAAAUAGCUGGUCUUGAGGCCCUCCGGAAUUUGAAAAUUCUGUCCUUGGGAAGGAAUUAUAUAAAGACUUUUGCAGGACUGGAACCUGUUGGGGGACAUUUGGAACAAUUAUGGAUUUCUUACAAUCUCAUUGAGAAAAUCAAAGGUGUCAAUGUAUUUAAAGCUCUGAAAGUCCUCUACAUGGGGAAUAAUCUCGUAAAAGACUGGGCUGAAUUCAAUCGGCUCCAAGAUAUACCAAAAUUAGAAGAACUCAUUUUAAUAAAUAAUCCCAUUUGUGAAAAUUUGGACGCGGAGUCCUGGAGGGCUCAAGUCACUAGACGCCUUCCAAAAUUAAAAAAAUUGGAUGGUGUUCCCAUUGUCCGUCUCGAAUAAUUGACAAUAACCAACAGAAUUCAG